Messenger RNA from Orbicella faveolata, 3986 nucleotides. RefSeq lists its product as uncharacterized. Gene Ontology annotation, molecular function: GTPase activity; GTP binding. The record is from RefSeq and is a predicted model, not a curated record. Lineage: Eukaryota; Metazoa; Cnidaria; Anthozoa; Scleractinia; Merulinidae.
UGGCCUGAAUCUAUAUAUUACGUAGCCUUACAUAAAGUACUAACCGUAAGGUCAGUAUUUUAUCUUUUACUUCACAGACUUCGCGCGGACAGAGAGGCAAGGACACUCACUUGCACGGUUUAAUGUGACAGGGACGGGUUUACUGUGAAUUUUUUUAAGAAACAAAAACUCAGAAUCAUUCAGAGGAAUCUGGAAUGGCGGAGCCAUAUGACUAUUUUUUCAAAAUAUUGCUUUUAGGCAAUUCAGGAGUUGGGAAAACCAGAGUGCUGCGCAGAUUCUGCCCGCCCCUUGGCGUUCCAGCUAUAGGAUUGCAAUGGCUUGGUGAAAAGAUAAUAGAAUUAGAUGGAAAGAAGAUAAAUCUUAAGAUUUGGUCAGCGGGAAUCAGGGACACACCUGGCCAGGAAAGGUUCCAAACUCUUACCAGGGCUUGCUACCGUGGUUCAAUGGGAUUCAUGGUUAUGUAUGAUAUCACGCAGCAUCAAUCAUUUCAAAACUUGAGCCUUUAUAUGGAGUAUAUUCAAGAGCAUGCAGAUCCAGGUUUUGUGAGAAUGUUAAUUGGGACCAAUUGUCACCGAGAAAACAGCCGGGUUGUUCCAAGGGAAGCUGCAUUACAGUUUGCGACAGUGCAUAGAAUCAGAUUCAUGGAAGUUAGUGCUGAGAAAAACAUUAAUAUAGACGAGGCGUUUUACACUCUUACAAGGGACCUCCUUGCAGAAUUGCUACAGAGGCAACAGUUGGAACAGCCACAACUGUCAGCGGGGCCAAAAAUCCAAGACACGCAGCAACCUAAACAGUCCAAAGGUUUCUUCUCUUCCGUAAGAAAGUUUCUAGGAAGACUGGGCAUGAAAAGUGAGCAGACGAAUUCUCAGCCAUUACCACCAUUACCACUAUUACCACCACCAUCACCACCACCAACACCACCAUUACUAUGGGGGUCAGAUGAAUUCAACCUUGUGACACAGGACGCCACUGACAAAGCACCUCCAGAGAUUCUUGCAAGAGGAUCCUUGGCCUUGAGAUUGUACAACAAUGCUCUUAGUGAAGGAAAAACUUGUGUCAAGAGGGUGCCAGUAAUGUUGAUUGGACAGGAUCGAUCAGGAAAGACCAGUUUAAAGAAGUCAUUGAGGGGGCUGGUUUUCAACCCGGAUGAAGACAGCACUGUUGGAAUAGAUGUUGAUCCUUCACAUUUCAAAGUGUCAACUGAGGUGUGGAAAGCGGGGAAGAAGGAUCAACAAUCUUCUGCUGCUGCCAUUUCCUAUGAGCACCAUGCGGCCCAGUUGAUUUUUGGUAGGUUGAUGGGGGAGGAACAAGCACUUGAGGAAAGAGCUACGGAUCCCAUCCUGUUUGAAAGUGUUUCUUCAACCAUGGGUCAUAGUUUUGCUUCCGGCGAAAAUCAAGAGCCUGACGAAAGACGUUUGGAGCCCGUCCAGACUGGAAGUAAUCUUCUGGCUAGGGGAAACUCAUUAGAAUCAAGUCCUGGAUUACCUUCCCAAUUUCCAAAAACUUCAAAUGUCAGUUACCCUGAUUUCGAGCCACCAGACGCAGGCGGAGAUGACGUGCCUAAUCCAAGUGAAUUGUACAAAGAGGACGCGUCAAUCGUACCAGAAGAGAUAGCGACCUUGGUUGAAAGAUUGCUUCACGAGGCAAAGACGGUAGAUGACGACAAAGACGUUUAUUCUGUUUUGUGGGAUUUUGGUGGACAAUCAGUUUACUAUGUCACCCACCCACUCUUUCUUACAUCAAGGGCGAUUUACCUUCUAGUAUAUGAUCUCAGUAGAAACCCACAUGACAAAGCCAAUCCCCUUGUAAGGCAAGGAAUGUUCAAAAAAAUUGAAGACAACUUUAGUCUGAAAACCAAUUUGGACUAUCUCGAUUUUUGGAUGACUUCUGUUGCUUCCCUAGCGUGUCAGAGUGGACAACAACCAGUAAGUUCUAAUUCGGUGGUAAUACCAGCCGCACUUCCUCCUGUGUUCUUGGUGUGUACUCAUUCUGAUGAACCAUAUGGUGGUGAGGAUCCUUGUACAGUAGCCAAUGAGAUCUUUCAUUUUCUACAAAACAAGCCGUACAGUGCCCAUCUAUUCGAGCAUGUCUUUAUUGUGGAUAACACAAAGUCUGGUGGGAAAUCUGAGUGUCCUGAAGUAUCACGUUUGCGGCAGAAUGUGCUUGCCGUUGGAAAGGAUCUACCACAGAUGAAUGAAGCCAUUCCGAUCAAGUGGCUGCAAUUCGAGAAAGCCCUUCAAGUAACGAGGGAACGACACGAAUGGAUUACUCUUGAAAGAGCAAAGGAAAUUGCAUCUAAAGUGUGCAGAAUUGAUGAUGAUCAAGAGAUUGUGACAUUGCUGAACUUUUUGCAUGAUCAGAGGAUUUUGAUUCAUUUUGAUGAUACUCCUGAAUUGAACAAAUUAGUUGUUUUGGAUCCUCAGUGGUUGAUUGAUGUGUUCAAGAAGGUGAUAACUGUCAAGCCAUACGAUCAUGAAGAAAGAGAAUUUAAAGACCUUUGGCAGAAACUUGAGCAAACAGGAAUCCUGGAGGAAAAACUCUUGGAACAUGUUUGGGGUGCUUUGUUGAACCAGGAAGAAACAUCUGAUAGCCUGAUCGCAAUCAUGGAGAAAUUCAGCUUGAUGUGUCUGUGGCCUUCAUCAGACGCUUCAUGUGGCAAGCAGUAUCUAGUGCCAUCCAUGCUAAUGUCGCAUCCACCUCAGGGUAUCAUGAAACUUUUAGAAUCUGCACAAAUCCCCUCUCUUUUUCUGAAAUUUGCAUCUUGUCAAAUUCCCCCCAGCUUUUUUCCACGCCUGGUGCUGCAAUUUUUUCAGUGGUGCAUUGACGAAUUUCCAGGCGCAGUUGACCCCCAAUUGCACCACAACUUUGCCCGGUUUUACAUCUCUCAAGAUGUAUGUUGCUCUGUAGUCCUUCUGUGUCACCCAUCCUCAAUUGAGGUGGUCUUUCUCAGUGAAAAUCACGCUCUUGGUGAAGGUUCACAAUCGAAUUUGAGCCUUGUCGAUGAAAGCCAGCGCACCUUUGAAGUGACUGCGGCCCGUGCUGUGCGUAGGCAAUUAGUAUUGUUGCUUGACUGCAUGAAGAAAGAAUCCUGUUGGUCAAGCAACAUCAGAUAUGAAGUGUGUUUUCUCUGCCCAGCCUGCUCCCGCGGAGGUUCGGUUACUUACUGUCAAACUCAUCGUGCGCAGGGUUGUAGCCAGCAGGAAUGUCUUCACUUCUGGCCCGAGUCAGACUUGUGCAACGUUCCACAAACCGUGACUUGCCGCAAGUCGGCUGAUGCCAUGGAAACCAGGGUUCAAGUGAAACAGUUUGCGCCUUGGUUUAUAAUUCCAAAUAAAAAGCAAAGUACACUUGCGGAGGGGAGACCUGUCUCGAUGGUGAAAGCUCAAGGUUCAACAUCACAACUAUGCGAUUCACAAGACGUCGUAGUUCGACUACAAGAAGAUCUGCAGUUGAAACAGACCUCUUUAGAAAAUCCAGAGCCAGAUUCACAGGGUAUAGAAACAAGUGAGGGACAGGCCCUUGCCGUAUCUUCUUCCGUUGAAGUUGCUCUUUUGUCACAAUCGUGUGAUGCGCAACAGGUCGUGAAUCGACUUCAAGAGGACCUGCAGUUGGACCAAUCCUGUCUGGAACAUCCAGAGCCAGAAACUAAAAGGAUGAUCCGUUGUCUGGCACGAAAAGCUAAAUGUUCAAGUAGGCUUGAUGUAGUUAAACGUUUGAGGGAAGUGACACCAGCUGGGACUACAGGGCCCCUACUUCAUGAAAAUCUGGAUGUUAAGGAUAUUCCUCUUGGGCAGAUUAGAGACCUGUCAGUGCAGUUGUGUGGCGGAGAUGAGUGGAUGAUGGUUGCGGAGAGAUUGGGUUUGAAGCCAUCAGAGAUCCGUUUUCUGGACAAGCGAUCUCGCAACCCGUUCGAGUCUGCACUAAUUCACAGUCGGAAUCAGCAAUAUUGGAACGUUGGACAGCUGUAUGAUGUGUUGGUCGACUGU